Molecule: messenger RNA, 4522 nt
Organism: Macrobrachium nipponense
Lineage: Eukaryota; Metazoa; Arthropoda; Malacostraca; Decapoda; Palaemonidae
Product: ligand of Numb protein X 2-like
Exons: 10
Coding region: 826-3387 (853 amino acids)
Molecular function (GO): protein binding; zinc ion binding
Source: RefSeq, a predicted model, not a curated record
AAGAUCUCGCAGUGCUUUGCAAGGCCUUCGGGGUACAGUAGCAAGCAGAACUUCCCUUCGCUCCGCCCUUGUCUGCGGCACGAGUCCUUUCUCGUAAAGAAGGAUAUCGGAGGGAUUCCUCAGGGCAUUUGCUGAUUCCAGAAAAGGAAUUUUUAUUUGUGGAUAGUGAUUCCGUUGUCGACGAUACCUAGACCCAUUUCCAAUAAGUAGAUUUUACAGAAAAUAAUUCCCCUUUAGUUUUUCCUGACCACAGGAAAGCAAGUGUCCAGUAAUUCUUGAAUCAUAAUUGAACAUACUCAUUACCUCUGUUCAUUCGUCCACUAAACUUCCCACACUUUUUGAAGGCGAACACUAGUUUCUUAUCGACAGUUUCAUUUGUUUCACUUUUAAAAGUAAUUGAAUAUACUUCCUGCCUUGGUUCAUUCGCCCACUAAACUUCUCACACUUUUUGAAGGUGAACACAAGUUCCUAUCGAUCGUUUUUGUUCCAUUUUAAAAGUAAUUGAAUAUACUUCCUGCCUAGAGUCAAUCGCCCAUUAAACUUCUCACACUUUUUGAAGGUGAACGCAAGUUCCUAUCGAUCGUUUCUUUUGUUUCAUUUUGAAUCAACUACGCUUAAGAAAGACAUCUCCCAGUCUCCUCCUUGUCCACACCAAAUCUCUCACUCCGAAGCCAAGAUGCUCGCUCAGGGAACGGAGCAGAGAGCGAUGUUCAACAACUACGUUGUAAUCUUCGCGUUACUCCUGCUUUUGUACGUGUUAUGGCAUCUGGCCUUCUAGUGUCCUAGAGGUGAUGGGGGUUGAGUAGCUUAGGAGGUAUCGCCAGUAUGGAGGUUAACGAAGAGAGCGUGGGCGUGGGGCUGGGUGGUGUGGGCGGAGGUUCCUGCAGAAGUGGGCGGAGGAGAACGUGUAGGACGUGCGGCCAGCAGCAUCAGCCCCACGAACCCCAUCUCUACGACUACACUGACGAAGUCGACGAAGAUGUCACCUGCCACAUUUGUCUUCAGCCACUUGUGACCCCUAUAGACACCCCUUGUGGCCACACCUUUUGCCGUCCCUGUCUUCUGUCUUUCCUCACCGUCCAGCAGAGUUGUCCUGUCGACAGGAAGCCUCUGUCCCAGCAGCUGUGCAGUCCUUCUUCUCUCGUUCUUAAGAAGCUUCUUGAAAAAUUAAAGGUUAAAUGCCCAAAUGUUGACCAUUGUGAUAUGGAAAUGCCCCGGGGAGAUUUAGAGGACCAUCUUAAAUACAGAUGCCCUGGGAACUGGGUAUCCUGCCCAUAUUCAACUUCAGGCUGUGAUUAUCGAGGACCUCAAAGAUCAAUGACUGCCCAUAGUGCCUCCUGCUCCUACAAAGACCAUGGAGUGUCCCGGCCUCCAAUCCUGGAAGGGGAGAUCAGUCAUGUGGAGAUUCCCCGGACACACACAGCCCUUGGAAUUGCUAUUGUCGGAGGUUCCGAUACACCUCUUCGCUGUGUGGUAGUCCAGGAGGUAUUUCCAGACGGGCCAGUAGCUAUGGAUGGACGAUUACAGGCUGGGGACCAAAUAAUUGAAGUAGAUGGACAACCCAUGUCAUCGGCUACCCAUCAUGUUGUCUGCCAGGCACUUAGGAGAGCUCAGCCCGUUUUAAGACUUGGAAUCUACCGCGAAAGGAUUGAAACUCAGAGGAAUAUUUCAAAUAGCAGCACUAAUCCAAUUCCUACAAAUUCCUAUCAACCACAACCAGGUGAAGCUAUGAUGGUCACCCUGAGAAAGGAGAGCAGUCGUCAACUGGGCUUGAAGUUGGGUGGACGCCGUACGGAGCCUGGAAUCUUCAUCAUGGAGGUUAUGGAAGGCUCUGUAGCAGCUCAGGAUGGUAGACUUCAUCCCCAUGAUCGUAUCUUGGCUAUCAAUGGUGUUGAUGUACGGUAUGCCAGACUUGAUAAUGCUUCUAGGUUGAUCCAACAGACUCGUCAUCACGUGAGUCUCGUUGUGAGUCGCGGUGCAGCUACCAGUGUUGUCGAUUCGCCAGGCCCCCCACCAGAGUAUCAGCAUCUCUUCAGGCGUCCAGAUCCAGCUCUUCCAGUUCAUCACUGGCGUACGAAGUCGGCACCUGACCGUUUGGUUCCAAAGUUAGAAUACCACAACAAAGAAAUGAACAAGACCAUUGGAGAUGUUGGUGAUGGCCUCGGGAGUGAAAUUAUGGGUAGUGCCGACGACCUAGGCCUGUCGGCAUCUUGCGAGUCGCUGGAUGAAAGGGGAUCAUCUGUUUCUAGGAAAGAUAAUUCUCUUCUGCAUUCAAAUGGAUCACUAGCAUCUCCUGGGGAGCAGCAUAGUAGUUCUCUGGGUUCACUGAAUGGAGUUGGAAUGCAAUACCAAAGCAAUGGAUCGUUAGGUUCGAUGGGAACUCCUCUCCAUCAGAGUUCGGGUAGUAUAUCUUCUGCCAUGCGAAUUGGUGAUCCCCUUCUCGAAGAAGACGUAGGUCCUCCAGCCCUCCCUCCGCGGCACAGGCACGCUCUUGCUCGAACGCGGUCCAGCGAGCAGUUGGAGCCCCACGAGUCGAGUAUUGACAGUCCACGCGAGACAUUGCCGAAGCAUCAAAAUCUUGAUAAUUCUGGACAGAGUACUGGAUCUGGAUUUUCUGGUGGAGUUCAAGGUGCAGAUGUUACAGAUGGUUCAACAUGCAGCAGAAUGAGAAGUCGUCGAUCUCGCGAUUCAAGUGACAUGUCAGAUCUUGUUCAUGGUUUUAGGAGGUCCUUGCGCAUUGACAGUGCUCAGCUGCAUCAGAAAACUGUAACAAUAUCAAAGGCUGGGAAUGAGAGUCUGGGCAUGAGAAUUGGAGGAGGAAUUGGCAGUAAUGAAGGAGACACGCCCAUCUACAUUGCAAACAUCAACCCCCAAGGUCCUGUGGGAAAAUCAAAACAAGUCAAGAAAGGAGAUGUGUUGCUAUCCGUCAAUGGGCAGUCUCUCCUAGGUCUAACGCAUGGUCAGGCAGUAGGUUUUCUGAAAGCUACAGCUGAACUAGCAGGGGUGACACUAUCGCUUUUGGAUGGGCCUGAAACAUCACCAGGUUCUGCAAACUUCAUACCAUCUUGGCUGUAUUGGCAGAAGCUUCCCCGGUCACUUCACGUAUCAAAGAGCGUCGUCUUGCAUCGAUCACAAGGUGCUUCACUUGGAUUCAGCAUUGUUGGAGGAUCUGAUCCUCAGAGAGGGGACGAGCCCAUCCAUGUGCUGUUUGUUGUGCAGUCUUCACCAGCUGCUGUUGAUGGUAAACUUCGCUGUGGUGAUCGUCUCCUUUCGGUGGACGGCCAUUCUCUUGAAAUGGUGCGACACGCGGCUGCUGUCAGUCUUCUCAAGCAAGCUGGGCAGAGAGUUCAUCUGGAAGUGGUCUCUUGGCUAGGGACUGAGCUGUAGAAAUUCACAAAUGUCUCGUUUUUUUUCUCUUAACUUUUGAUUUAAAAUUAAAUAGUAUUUUAAAACCGAUAAAAAGAUUAGAAUUCACAGUCUUCCAUACUAAAGUAAGUCAUUCAGUUUCUCAACUCGUACAAACGGUACAUAAAGUCAAGGCUCUACAGGCAUUAGGGUUGCACUGUAUGCAUUUACUGUUCCCAGGUGUUGCAGGGAUAUAUUAUAGUGCCUUCUGUAUUCUAUGAUAAAGUAUGGUAUGAAAUAUAAAUUCAGGAUUACCUUUUAUCCUUUCAACUACAGUAGCUGUGAUGUCACAUAGGGUUCCUUUUGAAGAACAUACUAGUCCUGUUUGUCUUAGGGGCCAAAGGUGGUGGGAAUUAGACCUUCUAGAAUAAUAUACUAAAGGUGUCUUAGGUCAAGUCCUGGUGCCUUUCUUCUUGUAGGAAUUUUUUACCUGUAAAUAAUUAUACAAAUUAUUAAGAUGAACACUUUAGGUAUGACACGGAAAAACCUCCAUACUGGCGAACCUUCAGAAUACAUCAUAGAAAAUAAUAGUUUUUGUUGUAUUAUCCACAUUAGCUUAGAUAGGUUUGUUUUUUUGUCAUAUUUUCUGUAACUUGUCAGUCUUGUCCUGUACAGUGUACCAAAUGGAGAUUUUUCAUCUUGCUGUUUCAAUGUUUGUAGAUUUAGAAUGUGCUUAUUUUGUUGUGCUUAUUUUGUGGCAACUAUACUUACGAGAAAUGUUCCUAACAAGUCAUGCUAGAUUUACACCAGAUAGGGAUUAUCUGCCUUAUUAUCUAUUUUUUCACAGAUCCAGGUUUACAUUGUUCUUAUAUAUAACAACAUCAUGUAGGUGAUAUUUAAAACUUUCUAAGACUCCACUGAACAGUUUUUAUUUUCAAGUUAACUUUGAAAUAAAAUAAACCGUCAAACAAAUUUAUUCCAAACACCAACAUCAACUGAGAUUUUAUGGCAAUUAUUUAUUUUACGAGUAUGAAUGCAUUUUUAAACCACGUUGCCUUUGAUAAGACAGUUAUUAAUUGAUGUUUUAGCCAAAUUGUUGUAGCCAUAGUAAAAAAAAUUACUGUUAGCAUAGUUACAUUGUCGAUGUGUUACAUGGUUAAUAAACUAUAAAAUUCCA